Molecule: messenger RNA, 969 nt
Organism: Phascolarctos cinereus (koala)
Lineage: Eukaryota; Metazoa; Chordata; Mammalia; Diprotodontia; Phascolarctidae
Source: RefSeq, a predicted model, not a curated record
CCCCAUCCUCCCCCUCUGCCAGGAGCGCCGCUCCUCGGUCGCGCGCAGGGGCAAGGUCCGGGAAUCUCGCUCGGGGCUAUCGCGAGAGCGGUGGGCGGGCGUGUCCGCCCAGGCCACUGGACGUCACCGGUCUGUCCGCGAGGUCGGAGACAAGAUGUCGCUGGGAGCGGCUCGCUGGCUGGCGGCGGCGGCGGCCGCUCGAAGCGGGACUCUAGGGACUGGGGCGGCCGCGCGGAAGGCCGGAAGCGGCCUGGGGCAGGGCCCGGUCCCUUCGCGAUCGCUCAUCGCUACCCGCAGCGGAGCCAUCUUGCCCAAGCCGGCUAAAAUGUCCUUCGGCCUUCUCCGGGUCUUCUCCAUCGUGAUUCCCUUCUUGUACUUUGGAACACUCAUUAGCAAGAAUUUUGCUGCCCUCUUGGAAGAACAUGACAUUUUUGUCCCAGAGGAUGAUGACGAUGACGACUAGUAGUCCAGCCUUCUUCCAAAGACAGCAGUGGGCACUGAUGACGUAUUAUUAGAGGUUACAGAGUGCCUCCUUCACCACAACCUUCUGAGGUACCUGCUACGAGUGGUCUCUGGCCCAUUUUAUAGAUGAGUAAACUAAGGUGCAGGGAAAUUAAAGAGCUUCCUCACUGUCACAUGACUGAUAAUUGGAAGCCAGGACUCCGGUCCUGAGGAUUCCCCAAUUUAAUGGUUUUUAAAUUAUUCCAAAGAAAAUAAACCAAUGAACUCCUCCCCGAGAAGGACACAGGCUGGAGAUACUGGAGGUCAUCCAGCAGGACUGGACCUGGGGAGGGGAACGAGGUUGGGAAAGGAUCCCAAGGUGCCUCCUGAGCACAGGCACUUCUUUGGCCUGCGGCGUGCCCCUGCCCCACUCUAGGGGCCCCAGAGCCCUCGGUGGAGGUUGGCGUGUUGGUUAUGGCCACCAGGUGGUAGGAGGGCACAGAGCUGGCCUGAACCUUCUCCUCUGAG